Aspergillus melleus is the source of this 375-nucleotide messenger RNA. RefSeq lists its product as uncharacterized. The transcript has a single exon. The record is from RefSeq and is a predicted model, not a curated record. Bases 1 to 375 code for a protein of 124 amino acids. Lineage: Eukaryota; Fungi; Ascomycota; Eurotiomycetes; Eurotiales; Aspergillaceae.
AUGGCACAAACCCAAUCCCCGCGUGGCACCGGAAAGAGCCCGUCUACGACUCUGGAAGUUGCCCAUGCGGAAUGUUUUCGAACAAUAGAGGAACUUGAACGCGAAAACCAAGCUCUUCGUGAGGAAAAAGAAGACUUGCAGACGCAGCUCCAGGAGGCACAGAACUUCGAACUCUCUGACAGAAUGAACACUAUUGUGCAGCAGAUGCAGGAGGCUAUCAGCAACUUUCAGCGACAACUAUGGGACCUGGAGGGCACCUCCGCUCUGCCAGACGCUACUGCACUUGGCAACAUGUGGACAGACCAGGAGGGUAUGGGUGACAUGGAGGACCCGAAUUUAUCAACGGAAGAUAUGAUGAACUUAACCACGCUGUAA